GAGGACUGUGAAAAACGAGCGGAAAGGUUGCUGUCGCAGGAGUGCCGCGUGUCUCACGGGCCGAUAGGUGUCGGCUCGUGGAGGGCCCAGCGGCGCCCCCACGACGUCGAGGUAUCUACGCCCCUGGCUGGCGUCGCGGCGCACGAGCUGGAGUCGUCGGUGGACGGCGCAGCGUUCAACCCUGUCGCCGCAGCGGCGACCACGUCCGCGAGAUGCUCGCUGGUGAAGGCCGCUUUGAAAACCCCGUCGUCGUCGUCGUCGUCGUCGUCCUCUUUCUCCUCGUCGGCUUCACCGGCUGUCAAUGUCCACGCCAGGCCAAGGUUUUACCUGGGCCCCGUGAUCUCUGAGGCUAGCAAGGAGGAUGCCAUGGAGCCGGAAGUGAAGGAGGAGGACGAACGGAGGUCGUCCACGCCGAGCCCCGAGAUCUAUGCAAGAAGGAAUAAACGCUACAAUGAGGGAGGUGGAAGCAGCGAGGAAGAGAGCAAACCGGACACAUCUCUGCAGGGCCACAGAUUACCAUCUUCUUAUCGGGGAACUUGGCCCAUCAGAAGAGACGUAUGGGCCAAUCAACAAAUGGGCUUUCCCACUCAACAGAGCACAUCAACUACUGUACAUAAUGACGUAGCCAGCGUGAUGAGCUUCUCCUCGAAUUCGGGCGGGGCUCUCGGCUGUUCCACGGAAAUGCAAGGCGAUCGAAGGCUGGGAGCGAAGGUAGACGUGGUGUACAAUCUGUUGGGGAUGCUGGGUAGCACAGAAGGCCGUGAGGACAUGAGCGCGACGCUGCUGUCGAUGAGCAGUUCGAUAGACAACUGCCUGAUAAUGAGGCAGUCGGGAUGCUUGCCGCUGUUGGUGCAGCUGAUCCACGCACCGGGACAGGAUCCGGAAACGAGGGAGAAAGCAUCCCGUGCAUUGCACAAUAUAGUGUACGCGAAGAGCGACGAGAGGGCUGGACGUCGAGAGGCGAGGGUUCUCCGGUUCCUCGAGCAGUUGCGGGACUACUGUCAAGCUCUGAGGACGUCUCUGGAAACGGGGCAAGUGCCCGACGAUUUGGAAAGGCAUCCCGGCCCGACGAUAGCCGCGUUGAUGAAGCUUUCGUUCGACGAGGCUCAUCGUCACGCCAUGUGUCAACUUGGCGGGCUUCACGCGGUCGCCGAGCUGAUCGAGAUGGAUCACAUGGCCCACGGAAGCGAGUGCGACGAUCAGAACUGCAUCACGUUGCGCAGGUAUGCCGGCAUGGCCUUGACGAACCUGACGUUCGGCGAUGGGAACAACAAAGCGUUGCUCUGCUCCUUCCGGGAGUUCAUGAAGGCCCUGGUCUCGCAGUUGAGGAGCCCGAGCGACGAUCUCAGACAGGUGACGGCGUCUGUGCUGAGGAAUCUGUCGUGGCGGGCUGACACUAGCAGCAAGCAGACCUUGAGGGAGGUAGGGGCGGUGACCGGUUUGAUGAAGGCCGCGAUGGAGGGCAGGAAAGAAUCAACGCUCAAGUCGAUACUCUCGGCGCUUUGGAACUUGUCGGCGCACUGCAGCACCAACAAAGUAGACAUUUGCGCCGUAGACGGUGCGCUGGCGUUCCUCGUGGACAUGUUGAGCUACAAGGCGCCGUCUAAAACCUUGGCCAUCGUAGAGAACGCCGGCGGCAUAUUGAGAAACGUGUCCAGCCACAUUGCCGUCAGGGAGGAUUAUCGAGCCAUCGUGAGAGAGAGGGGAUGUUUGCAAGUGUUGCUGCAGCAACUGCGAUCGCCUAGUUUAACCGUUGUGAGCAACGCUUGCGGUGCUCUGUGGAAUCUCUCUGCCCGGUGUCCGCAAGAUCAACGCUUGCUGUGGGACCUGGGUGCCGUUCCAAUGCUUCGCAGUUUAAUUCACUCCAAGCACAAAAUGAUCUCGAUGGGUUCGAGCGCGGCGUUGAAGAAUUUACUGAGCGCCAGGCCAGGCUGUAACAAUCUCGUCCAGCUGGAUUCGACGGCACGCGGCCUCGGCCUUCCGACGCUACCGACUUUGGUCGCCCGCCGGCAGAGAGCCCUCGAGCAAGAAAUCGAUCAAAACUUGGCGGAAACGUGCGACAACAUCGAGCCCAGCACCUCGCCGACCAACAAGGACGACAAGUUCUCGUUCAAGGUGGAGCACAGCUUCUUAGGGAUCAACGCGACGCGUACUUUACGCUCUUAUCAUCAGCUGCACAAUCAUCAGCCUGGCGGGUCGAACGUGAAGUGCAACGGAGUGGCCAGAAGCGAGAGUCGAGACUCGAUGCGCUCCGUCACAAGCACCCACUCCGACACCAUGUUCGAGAGAGUGAAUCGACACGUGUUGAACGGUCUGUCGCCUACCGACGUUCAAAUGAAACAGCAGUCCUCGUCGCUGCACGCCGCCGUUGGUUUCGACAGUGGCAUGUUGCCCGGCGGCGACGUUCACUCGACGAAGACCUCGUCGGAGAAGAAGUACACGUUACGCUACAAGAACGCCAUUCCGGAUCGUUUGAAGUCGUCGGACGGUUUCACAAGCGAUCUUCGAUGCACCAACUCCACCAUAUCCUGGUCCUCGGCGCCGGACCAAGAGUCCGCCUGUUCGCAGAACUUGUUGCACUCUUCGGUGGAGGACAACUUGCCGCAGGGCAUCAUAGAGACCACCUCGGCCUCGUUCGCGGUCGACAACAGCUCUGCCAUUGUGAAGGAAAGUAGCAUUAGCUACGGGAACGUCUACGACAAGGCCAGCGUUCUGCACCAGCACAAUUCGUUGAACACUAUUCAACAGGUGGCCGGCAUCUCGCCGACCAUCGCUCACCGGACAGAGGGGAAUUUGUUCAGCGAUUACGCCGAGACGGAUCUGGAUCAACCGACCGACUACAGCCUUCGCUACGCCGAACGAAGCCUCGAAGACGAGGAGAAACCACAUUCCCAUUACUUCCCCAGCAACGAUCAAGAGCUCAUUCACGAGGAUACGGUGAAAACUUACUGCACGGAAGGCACGCCGCACGGCACGUCUUUAAAUUCGUCCAGAGCUGCAUCGGCGUCCGAUUUGCAAGAGGACAGUCGACAGAGGAGCUUGUUGAAGAGGAUUCAAGAGCAGGAUAUGCAAAAAAAGUACGACACUCACGACCAUAAAUUCGAUAAAAAUUAUCCGAGCAACGGAGUGAAUUCGUACGUGGCCAAUGCAUUGAAAGCUUCCAGUGACUCAGGAUGUAAGGAAUUUGAACUAAAAGGAGAUACCCGUAACAUGCCUUAUAUAUUAAAUAUAAACAACUCUUCCGAAUGUUUAGAUCAAGUCAGUGAUGGCGAUGAGGACGAUGAAGAUCUGCUUACAGCUUGUAUUAACAUUGGAAUGCAAAACAAUAGGCACAGGCAUUCGUUUAUAGGGAAUAAUUUCGAAAAAGUCACGCGAAAUGAAAGCAACCUUGCCAGAUAUCAAACGAGCGUCGCAUUGGAUCAAAUGGAAUGUAAUUCGUCGAUCGAUUCUACUAUGAACAGCCUUGAUACGAAACGAUCGGGAUCCGAAGAAAUGAUAAAUCCCGACAUUUGCACGGAUAACGAUAAUUCAUCGGGCGUGAACAUCGCGUCAGAUUACGAUCAAAGCCCGGAAAACAAAUUUAUGCAAAAGGUAGUAACGAAUCUAUCUCGUUCGCAAUCUAUUUUCAUUGUCUUGCUCACCUUUUUUUGCACUUGUCACUUGUUGCAGCAAGCAUUUAGCAAUGGACGAACGUUUGCUUCAUUUCAGGUGGUGGACGCUAGAGUUCCAAUGCAACAAUCGAAUCGAGAUUUGCCGGGUGUGUUGGACAAAGUGAGAAAUACGGAACACGAUCCGAUAUUAGGCGACGAUAGUCUGUACUUGAGGAACAGCCCGAUACUACACGAAACGGUAGUGUUCAACACGGAGCCUACUCAGCAACAAUACUUGUCGAGUAUCGAUGCCCAAUCGAACGAGGACAUGUCGUCUUUGAUUCACAACGAUCUGAUCGACAACGAUCAAAACAUGGACGACGAUUGCGUGAAAUGGGGAGAUGACAGGACGUCGGAGAACUCGGUGGGAGGCAAGAGUUUGCCGGCCGAGAGUUCGCCGAUGCAACAGUCAUACGCCAAAGACUCGGAGAGCAGCGAAUCGAUCGAUUCCGUGGAACAGUCUGAACACGCGCUUCUGGAACUCUGCAUACAGCCUGGAUUGACGAAGGCCAUGGACGACAUUCAGCUAACUAACGCAUCGGCGAGUCGACGAGUCGACGAUGAGUUCAGAGAGCGACAGAUCGGUAGUUCGAACGACGGCAAAAGAGCGUACAACGACACGUGCGAGGUGGACGGGGUUAUUAGGAAAGAGGAAGCCGAGUCGAAGUACAAGCAGAAGCCGGCAGACUCGACGAAACACGUGGAGAAGGAGGACGUGUACCGGCGUCAAAGAGACCCGGACGCGAUGAUCGCCUCGUUGGAUCGAUUGACCGCGACUCUCGUGCAACAGACGGAAGCGAUUCGCGAACGAGAUUCGAGCACGAUGAAACAGAGCAUACUGAGUGACACGUGGAACGAGGACUCUCCGAACGACGUCUCUUUCCCAAGUAUCAGUAUCAGCGCGCCGAUUAUCGCCUCGUUCAAGAGCGACGUGCCAGAGGAGCCGGGGACGAUCACCAUCUCGGAGUGUUACGAAACAGCGAGCAGCGAAAGCGGCCACAUGACCAACUCGAAGAUCAUUCAAAGGGAGGCGAUCAAACUGGCCGAGGCGGUGGACGCGGAGAUACGCGCGAACAGGCAGAACGAGCUGGACGCGACUAGCAUAACGUCCAUGGAUCUAGAAGCGAUCAAGCCUCCAUCCUCGAUGGGAAGCUUGCUGUCGUUGACAGCCAGCUACGCGGGCUCCGGCGACUGCAGCGAGUCGUUCGUCAAUCGAGACAGGUGCAAUUCCGCGUCGUUGCCUCCGGCUCAGCUGAAGAAUCAGGUGUCAUCGUCGGAGUCUCGAAGUUGCCGCAAGAAAUCCCUGCCUCUGGGCGUCGUGGCUAAGAGGGCUCUGAGCCAAGCUCAGAGCCACGCUGGCAGCUUGGAGAAUUUGUUGAACGAGUGUACCGGCUCGCACUUGGAAAGCGUGAAACCACCGUCGAUGAUGGACGAACUGCCGGACGUCGGCGACAUGGAGAACAGCAUGCUGAGCGUGGCGAGCAUCACGUCAGAAGUGGCCGACUCCAAGUAUCAGGACACGCAGAACUUGAGCGGAAGCGACGCCGUCUUCGACUUGCUGAAACCUGUCGCCAACGUGUUGUCCAUCACGUGCAUGCGUUACGCCGAGGCUAUAAGAGAUAACAACAGCGCGAACAACAGUAUGAGCGAAUGCCUGGAGAACAUCAAUCCGCCCUCGUUGUUCAACGAGGUGUGCGAGAUGGACGAGUCGACGAUGGAACAAGCCACGGAGACGAUAUGCAGUGACACGUUGUGCAUCGACGCUGAACUACACACCGAGGAAGCUCCUCCUCCGCAUGCUGUCCUCGCGACGAUAGACAGGAUCGACGAGGCAGGCGACACCGACGAGGCAGUUACUCCGAUCUCGUCGGAGUACUGCGUCACUAGCUCGGCGGAGUCCACGCCGAGGAAACGAUUGCACAGAAAUCUAACGCCGAAGCAGAAGAGAACCAUGGCGAAGGAAAGAUACAAGACGUACACUAUAGCUGCGGAGCUCGACGAGAAGAAGGGAGAGGAACAACGUAGAGAGAACAACGUCGUGGAGGAGAAGAUCGCGCGAGGCAAGAUCUCGCCUUUCUCCAAGCUAACGCCUAAACAACGUAGACAGGAAGACCGAGCCAGAUUCCAAACACAGGUGUUGGAAAAUCCCUUCCCCGAUAUGAAUCACGAUCGAGGUAAUCGACAGGAUGUUAACGCUGCCUGCGAGCAAGAGGAUGCCGAGAAGCCGGCCGGAACGAUGUCGUCGUCCCCGGUGAAAUCUGCCAUUCCCACGUUGACAAAAUUGUCCGCGUGCAAAACGUUGAUCAAGAAACGCGCCGAGCAGAAGAAGAACAGGGACAGGUAUCGCACGAGAACGUUGAACGACUCGGAACGCAUAUUCGGAGAUUCGGCGGAGGGCAAUUGCGCGGCGGACUCGACAUCGCGCAACAUCGAGUCCGAUGAAAUUCAAACGAUGCUGGAGCAGAAUGCGACCAUCGUGUUGAACACGUUGAACGAAUCGAACAAGGCGAGCGAAACCGGCGAGGACGGGUUGCUCGACUGCGAGACCAUUAGCUUAGUCUCGAACGAGUCAGAGUCAGAACGGAACUUACGAAUGCGGUUCGUCAACGGCGUUUCCAAAAAGCUGAUAGGCUCGUGCGCUCAGCAGACGAACGGUGUGCAAGAAGCAGAGGGAGACGUCCACAAGGAGACGUCCACAGAGAUGGAGGAGGAGAUCAGGUACAACAACGACAACGUGGUGGAAACUGAGAGCGAGGACGAGUCGAAUAACACCGAAGGGGGGCCGCCCAGAGAAACGAAGAGGCCGCGAAUAAUCAAGCCAGGAAUGGUGAGGGAUCCCAGCAACGAUUCCAACGCCACGGACAAGUCAGACCCGGAGAGUCCAAAGGCUAUUCGAGGCAGAAGGAAAGCCCUCUACUCGAACCCGAUUACGCGAAAGCCGACGCCACAGUCGUCGCCGUUGAAACAGGUGAACCCGGUCAGUGGAAUACCUAUAGGUCGUAGCAACACCUCGCCCAUCGUCAGAGCAACCAGAGCUACCACGCUCAGGCAAAGUAACAACAACACCAACAGCCCGAGCGUCGGAACGAAAGAGCCAGCAAAGUCAAACGCGAGCUUCAAGACGACUCUUAGCUCGACGGAUGACAAGAGGACGAAGAUAUCGAAAAGAGCGUCGGUCCCUCAGAAGGGAUCGUCGUUGACCUUCACGAAAACGGUGAAAAGACACAGCACACCUCCGACCUGCACCUCCUCCUCCUCCUCCUCCUCGAAUUACCAGCAAGAGACAAAGACAGACGUGACGGCGAAGCCGUCGUUGGAACGACAAGGCACGUUCACCAAAGACGAGCCAGAAGUGGAGAACGCGCCCACCGUGGUGUCCUCGUCCUCAUCGCCGAUCAAAACGAAAAUCGCAAAGCCGAUCAGAGGCGCGACGUCCAAGGUUCAUCCAACGACCGGCAAGCCGAAGAUCUCGCCGAAGACUCACCAGGCGCACCAAUCAAAAUCAUCGAAGGCCAAUGCUGCUCCUUCAGAGAAGAUUCAGCCUUCGAAGGCGUCGCCGCCGCCGUUGCUCGUCGCUCCGAAGCGACUGCCCACGGGAAAGGUGACCACGGCAACACCGAAAAUAUCAACGGCCAACAACAAUCAGAACGCCGCGCAAGCGGAAAGCGGCAAACUGUUUCGAAAGGUAGGUCCCCUCGGUCAGAGAUCCAACAGCAACUCCAGCAUCGUGUCCAAUUCGUCGACGGGCAUGCAGACGAGAAAGUUGGCGAAAGAAGCGACCAGUAAAAUCGCAAGCCUGUGGAAGAAGGUGGAGGAGAGCAAGAACAGGCAACGUUUCGAGAAACCAGACACCAGGCAGUGGUUACAGCCAGGCAAUUGUGCCAACGACGUGGACGCUCCUCCGUCUGCCGCGACCGAUCUCCGUUUCAGAUUGUUUCGCAGCUCGACGUUCGAAGGCAUGCCCCAGGAGGGGCACGACGAUCCCGAGUCGGCUCUGUACAAAUCGAAGUUGAAGAGGCCGUUGGUAAUAGGCGUGCAACCUAGUAGCAAAGUGAAAUACAGAAACUCGUGCGACUUGAGCGGAAUGAACGCGAACGACGCACCUUGCAAGAUCCCUGUGAAGGCGUCUGGCGAGGCGUCGUCGCAGCACAAGAGAGACGCCGUGGACCUGGCUGAUGACACCUCGGUCGUCCUGCGAAAAUCACAGCACACCGAGCCUUGCGCCACAGACGUGGUGGUGGACCCCACGAAACGAAUAUCACGCCUUGGUUCCUUCAUAAGAGUGGUGGACCCUGCGAACGCAGAGGCGGCUUCCGUUAAUGGGGCCGCUGUGCGCACACCCGCGUCCGCCAUUGUGCCGCCCUUCAAUUACAACCCGAAGCAAGAUAUCCCUUCGCAGAUAGCCAAAGUAACGCCGGACGAAACCGAAAGCAAAUUCAAAGUGACGACCGAUUGUCACAGCGACAUAGUCACAGGUUCUACGAGAGUAACGACCACUGAUAGAAACACGAACGAUGAAGAUUUGGACGCAACUUGGACAAGAUUUUCAGCGCAACAAGAAUGUUACGAUAUGGAAAGAAAGAAAAACAAAAAAGAAAAAAGCAAAAAAACGGUAGUAAUGUUUGUAUCGAUCGUAGCGGUCUAAAUAACGCUAAACUGGCAUUACACGGUGAAGAGAAACAAAAUUUUGUAAACCUUUACUUUUAAGUUUCUAGUCUAUUUGAGAAUCUACAAUUAAAAAUAGCUUCUAUUUUGGUCAUAUAUGUAUUACAUGAAAAAAAAGAAAAAUCAGAUUUGCAUGUAACAAGUGUCUACUGAUUCGACUGUCACCCUUUCUAAAAUACAUGUAGGUACAAUUAAGAGUGUGUACGGAUCAAUUAUGUAUUUAUAGAUGGGAAAGUUUAAGAGGCAUUGGCAUGACAUUUAAUAACUUUACUCUCGUACGUUCUCAUUUUUGUUUUGUUUGUUCGAUUUUACUGAGAAAUUUGCUAUAUACUUGAAUUGUUAAUACUUUAAGUUUUCUUCUAUGUCGCGUCAUCUUUCCUUCUACGUAUGCUGGAUCGAUCUGAACUCUCAUUAGAAGGAAACUGUUUGACACGACAUAAAACAGAUUUUACUGUUCAUUAUUUACAUGUUUAUUACACGCAUCUUGUACCCUGUUCCAGUUCGAGUUAAUUAGAUUUAACCCUUCCAACUUGGAACCAUAUCAGGGUAGCUUUACGUUUCUUUUUUUUUUUAUACAAGAUUUGGUCUGUACACCUUUUCAGGGUUCUUUUAUAAUUUUCAUCUUUUACUUAGAUCUUAAGUAUAAUUCGUCUUUUUGUUAUAUUGUAUUUUAGAUUCGGCAGAAUACCUUAA
Heterotrigona itama is the source of this 9008-nucleotide messenger RNA. Lineage: Eukaryota; Metazoa; Arthropoda; Insecta; Hymenoptera; Apidae. The record is from the annotation of a GenBank genome assembly.